AUCUAACUCUGCUCAAAAUAGUAUUGAUAGUAAUUCACCAAUUCACUACGAUGACAUAGAAAAUAGAGAUAGUUCAUUCGACAUUCCUGUCACCAAAUCCAAUACCAUUAUCUUAGAUGAAAAUGGAAAUCCUGUAUCCGUGGGGUCAAUAAUGGUAAAACAGAGUGGUGAAAAAAGAUUUUGCCAAAAAUGCCAAAACGAUAAACCUGACCGAACACAUCAUU
Racocetra fulgida is the source of this 224-nucleotide messenger RNA. NCBI's taxonomy places the organism in Eukaryota, Fungi, Glomeromycota, Glomeromycetes, Diversisporales, Gigasporaceae. The record is from the annotation of a GenBank genome assembly.